AUGCAUUUCCUUAUAUUUACGCUAGUUAUUGCUAUAUGUUUUGGUUUGAAUGAAGGUGCACCCCUCUGGAACACUUUAGAGAUUCAAAAUAAACUCAGUUCAGAUAGUAUUCUCAAAGUUAAUUGUUCAUCCAACAAAGAUGUAGAUGACGGUCUCCAUGAAAUAAAAGUUAAUGAUAAAUAUCAAAUAUUUAUUAGAGAGAAAGGAGCAGGAAACAUAAUUGUAUGGCGUUGUACCUUUCGAUAUGGAGAUAAAGUGGAACAUUCUCAAACAAUAUGGCAUGCAUACAGAGGAGCCGCUACCAUUCGAACAGGUCAAAAACGUUCAUGGAUUGCCAGAUUUGAUGGAAUUUACUUAGAGAAAAAUAAUGAAAUACAGGGAUUCAAACAUCAUUGGAUCGUUACUAAAAAUGAGUUUUGCCUUUUUAAAAAUCCUAUUUACAUAUGA
Eruca vesicaria subsp. sativa (arugula) is the source of this 447-nucleotide messenger RNA. The record is from the annotation of a GenBank genome assembly. NCBI's taxonomy places the organism in Eukaryota, Viridiplantae, Streptophyta, Magnoliopsida, Brassicales, Brassicaceae.